Molecule: messenger RNA, 1066 nt
Organism: Racocetra persica
Lineage: Eukaryota; Fungi; Glomeromycota; Glomeromycetes; Diversisporales; Gigasporaceae
Source: the annotation of a GenBank genome assembly
GGAUGUUUGUUAGUUUUUGAGCAUGAAAAUAAAAAAAUUUUUUAUCAUGAAUUGGAAUUCUCAAAGGAUGAUUCUGAUACUUCAUCUGUAGAUCAAACAAUUGUGUGUGGUAUACAGCAUCAUAUUUUUAUUUCUGACACUGAAGUGAUAGCAGAACUUUGGAUGGAACCUUUACAACAUUCCCAAAUGAGGAAUCGUUGUGAAUCAUUUACCAAUAAAAUAUUUGCUGCGGAUAGAUUGAAAUUAUCGCAAUUAGUAACGUUCGAUCAAAUUAGUUAUAUCGCAAGGUCCCGUAUGAAACAACAUCCUCAGGCGUUGUCCUUGACUACACUAAGAACAUUCAACCCGUCAAAAUUAUUUCAAUUAUCUGUAUUGCUUCGUUCCAGUGGACUAAUCGUCGCAAAUUACAAUCUUCCCUUAUUUUUGUUUAGACAAUCCAAUAAUAGUCAGUCACAAAAUUUUGCUAUUCGCACACAACAGUCUGAGAGAUUGGUUUCUUCCGGAAGCAAUGAUUUGAAUUACAGUGACUCUAGAGCUCAAUCAGAGAGUAGUCCUUAUUUACGACGUGGCAGCGUUAGUCAUAAAAACUCACCUUUUGAAGCGACAGCGCAAAGAAAACUUUCCAUUUCCAUUCUUAAUGAUUUCAAUAAAGAUAUAGCUUAUUUGGUUGAUCGAGAUUUGGUUGCAAAAUUAGGGCCUUCUAAUAGAGAUUUUGCCUUAUUGCACUUAUUCAUUGAGAAAAAUUUGAGCAAAUAUGCUGAUGGUGAAGUUGAUACGACUGUCGAUAAUUGCAAAGAUUCAAUUAUUUUGAAAGAUAUAAAUAACGGAUUGUCAAUAGCCGAAUUACUACAAGGCGCUAUGACAACUAUUGCUUAUGCAUUAAAUCUUCACGAGACUCGAUGCUUUAUUAAAAUCGUGAACUCUGGUUCCUUCCUUCUUAUUUUCAUACCCACCUUUAAAGUAUUGUUGGAUGCAAUGGUCCAACAUAAUGGUAUAUAUGCAGAAAAUAAGAUUACAUAUUUUGGGAUACUAAUAUUUUUGUGUAAACGACCAGAGCCGUUGCUUG